ACAAUUAUUACUCCCAAAGAUUCUCUGCUUCUGGUACCCAGUUUAAUCCUACAAGUGAAAUGGGCCCUCCUGGGCUAACCUAACAAAAAUCACCACCAUGAAGAACACUGUCAAAAGGAGGAAAGGUAAAUUGUCCACAUUUCAAAACUUUCAUAAGCAAGUCACUGAUCAUUGCAAGGAGGCCUAAGGUAUGCAGAAUACUGUACUUGUGCUAAAUGGAAUCCUGAAGAGAAUAAGUGGUCUGCUUGCUCUUCAGCCAAGUCAGGUGAAGACAGAACCAUGGACGGAGGACUCCAGUACAAACAAGACUGACAAACCUGCCAUGUGCACCACCAGCGGAGGUGACCUGGAGGACAUCCCCCUGGAAGACGAUGACUCCAACAGCAUAGAAUUCAAGAUCCUAGAAUUCUACGUCAAACACCAUGUCUUCAAGAGAAACUCAUCUGUCUUCUCGCCAAAGCUGCUGAGGACAAGGAGUCUAUCCCAGAAGGGGUUGGGGCGCUGGUCAUCAGGUGAAUCACGGGUGCCGGUGUCAGGACCUUGCCAAAAUUUCCAAUCCAGUGAGAAGUCCAUCCCCCUCGCCAAAAAGAAGUCUUCUUGGAGAACACUCUUCGGAGUGAUCGAGAAGGAGGAAGAUUCCCCGAGCGUGCCUACCGCCCAUUUCCAAGGCCCCAGCCCACAGCAGAAUCAGGGGGCCUCCAUCAGCCAGCAGUGGUUCAGGUCACAUUCUAAUGUGGAGCAGCGUGUGGACCACGAAGUUGUGGCCCCCGAAGUUGUUUCCAUUGCCAACCGAGUUGCUGAAAUUGUUUAUUCCUGGCCACCCACGGAAGAGCUCCAACCCCAGGGAUUCUCUGACUCCAAAGCGACCACACCACGGACUGUCAUCUUGGUGGGUCACCGGCCCAAAGCAGCCGGUGGUAAGAAAGAUGGAGAGGACCAGAUCCUAGCCAGAAUCGUUGAGGUGUUGAAAUAUUCAGGGGAUCACUUGGAAAGAGAGUUGAGGAAGGACAAGAGCUUGAUGAGCAAUUUCCAGGAGGGGCUGUCCUACCCUCUUUUCAAGGCCAUCACAGACAAGUUCCUCCAGGGUGUGGACACCAGGGGAGAGUCCGAGGUCAAAGCUCAGAGCUUCAAGGCUGCUCUUGCGAUAGAUGUCAUGGCCAAGCUCACUGCCAUCGACAACCACCCCAUGAACAGGGUGCUGGGCUUUGGAACCAAGUACCUGAAAGAGAACUUCUCGCCCUGGGUCCAGCAGCAUGGCGGAUGGGAAAAGGUACUCGGGCCAGCACAUGAAGUAGACUGAAACAUCAGAAGAUGAGUAACCUGGAAGAACGCUCCUUGUCCAGCUCUGGCCCUGUAUAUGUGGGCUUCAGCACAGGCUAUGGGAGAAAAUGAAAACGUACAAGGCAGAUGAGCACUUGGAGUUUUUAAAACCAUCAUUCCUGUGAAUCUGGUGGCAUCAGGCGAGACCGUGCUAGCCUCCACUCAUGAAUGUAGCUGCACAGCCCCUGGCAUCCAUUUCCCAGGUCCUCUUUUGAGUAUGCAGACAGACAAGUGGCAAUUUUCCUUUCAAAUGUUCGGAACAGAAACCAUCAUCCUGCCUCUGUUGGUCACUAUGUUAGGGAAAGUGUUACAGAUACUUGCUAAGUAUCUGUAGCAUCUUACAGACACCUGCUAAGGGGGAGGUGAUAAAUGGUGCAUGUGCUUACUCUUUGGUUUCUCUUUUUUUUU
This is a messenger RNA of Talpa occidentalis (Iberian mole), 1728 nucleotides long. RefSeq names its product BCL2 like 14 (gene BCL2L14). Bases 191 to 1300 code for a protein of 369 amino acids. Lineage: Eukaryota; Metazoa; Chordata; Mammalia; Eulipotyphla; Talpidae. The record is from RefSeq and is a predicted model, not a curated record. Gene Ontology annotation, biological process: regulation of apoptotic process. The transcript has 7 exons.